AUGUCCACGUCGAAACUCCGAAGGAGUAUCGCUUCUCUGGAUGCAUUCGAUUGCAAAAGCAUCGAGCCGGAGAGUAGGGAUGCCGCCGCCCUCGCCCUCGCGCUACGGAGCACCCUUGAACAAGCCAGAGCAGGACAGAUGAGUUGGUCCGACAGAGAUGCGCUGCUGGGGUGGUUGCACAAGAAUCGGAAAUCGAUGCCGACGCCCUGUUUAGGGCUCUGCGGGCGGUUGGAAAACCGGCUCAGCUUUUCCUUCCUCCCGGGCUUAUCCUGGCCAGGACACCGACAAGAAGCGUUGCCGUCGACCGCCGCUUCUGCAGCCGCGGCGGCGGCGGCGGCAGGGGCCGCAGGGCACGGCAGCGCCGAGACGGUUGUCGUCCGGCGGCGCAACCUCGCGGGCCUGCCCCCGCCCGUGGGGAAGAACGCCUCGGAGGCGGCGGAGGCGGACGCGGCGGUGGCGGCAGUGGGGUCCUCGAGCGCGGCGUCCCCUUCCUACGUGUCCCCGGACUCGAAGAGGGGCAAGGGGGCGGGGCAAGAGGACGGGAAUUACUCGUCCACGGACGAUGAAGCCGGGGCGGCGGGUGUGAUCGGCCUGGGCGGGGCGCCGCGCGACCUGGUGAGCUCUGGUCUCGGAUCUCCGGAAGUCCUUCCUUCGGUGCUGGAGCAGGCCACGGUGGACGUGAGCUCCCUCCAAGAGGCCGAUGACAACUUCCUGCUUCAGCCCACCCCGCAGGGCUUGAAAAGCUACUGCAUCAUCCAGAGGACAAGGUCUACGAUUCGGACGUACUUCAGGCUAUUUCUCCAGGAGCAGCGACCUCUGGCGGAGGACGGCAGUGGCGGUGACGGCGGCGAUGGCAAUGCCUCCCCGACGACGACAACGACGAGCGGCCCCGCGACUGGCGUUCCCGGCGGGCAUGGGGGUACCCCCCCCACCACCAGUAGCUCUACCGGGCCUGACGGCGGAAGCGGAGGCGGUGCGUUUAGUGCUACAGGCGGUAGCGCAAGCGGGGGAGUUACGCACAGCGGCGGAGGAAUGGAAACCCUUAGGGCGUUCCUUGCAGUCGGCGGCGGAGGCGGCAGCGGAGGCGGAGGCGGGGCGGGGGGGGACGGGGCCGUGGGAGGGGCGCAAUUUCUUCUCUCGAGCAAGCGGUACAGGUCAACCAGGCCCCGGUCGGCGAGCUACGUGUGGAGUAGGAACGGAGUGUGGAAGGAUAAGCACGCCUUGGCCAAGGUGGCAACUCAGCCGUGGGGCGGCAAGGGCAAGGGCGAGGGUACAAUGACCUCCCCGUCCCUCGUCGGCGACCACCUGCGAGCUGCUACCGCCGCCGCGGCCGCCGCCGCCGCUUCGCCCGUGAGCCCUGUCCCCUUUUCAUCCGUCCCCGCUCCCGCAACCGCGUUCCCUGCGUCCGCUGAUGGCGGCGGCGGCGGCGGCGGCGGCGGUGGUACCGGUAUCUCAGGGUCCCCGGGGGACGUGGGGUCGGACGGCAGCAAGGCUCAAAGCCCGGCGUUGUCUGGUUCGAGCGGCGGCGGCGGUGGGGGAGCGGCGGGGGGGGGGGGNGGGGGGGAGCAGGGGGGGCUGGUGGUGAAUGUACAGGCUGAGGGAGAGGGAAAGCUUUUGUCCGUCGCGGCUAUCGUACCGGACCCAAGCGCGUCGCUAUCGGCACCGGGAAGUGCGAGCGGCGGCGGCGGCGGCGGCGGCGGCGGCGGCGGCGGCGGCGAACAAAUGGUUGACUCGGGAUUGUUGGCGGAGGGGUUGAGGAAAUGGGAGAAAGCCGGGGUCGUCCCGCCGGGGAUGAUCGUCCUAAGGUCCAAGCAGCCCAAGUGGUCUGCGUGGCAGGGCUGCCACACCCUCGACUUCGACAGAGGAGGGGAGAGGGUUCGAGAACCUUCUCGCAAGAACGUGAGCAUGGUUGCCGCGGACGCAAGUCCUGCCGCCACCGCCGCCACCGCGGGCGGUGGAGGGAAGCAGGGGAAGAGCGCGGCGUCAGUAGCAGGACGAGGCAACAGGGCGGGGGGCGGUACCAAUAGCGAAGCGCAGCAGACGGGGGGGGGAGACAAAGACCACGCGGAAGGACACCACCACCGACCAUCGAUAACGGCAGCGUCCAAGUCGACCCUGCAAGUGGGGAAGAUCUCCGAAGACCACUUUAGUCUAGACUUUUGCUGGCCGCUGUCCCCCCUGCAGGCCUUCGUAGCCGCUAUGAGCAUUUUUGACGGUUGAAGUGCGGCGAAACGUAGAAAGCAGCAGCUACAGUAGAGUAGUUAGGAAUUAGCUCGAUAUUUCCAUUUGUGGCAAGCGAGUGAAGAUACCAUGUGUUCGUUCGUCCCUCUUGCUACGCUUGCCACAUGUCGAUGAUUAAUGUCUCUCGAGACCCCUACAAUUGUAAUCGAACCUGGAAGCACACCAUACAAGAAUGUUUGUUACGCCGCAGCG
This is a messenger RNA of Ectocarpus sp. CCAP 1310/34, 2433 nucleotides long. Lineage: Eukaryota; Phaeophyceae; Ectocarpales; Ectocarpaceae. The record is from the annotation of a GenBank genome assembly.